AUGAACACACAACUAAAAAUAUUACAAUUCAAGUAUGAAAUAGGACAACCAAGUCAGUUUUAUUUUUUGAUUGCAUCAGGUAAAGAAUUGUAUUUCACAAAUACAUUGAAACUUUAACAUGGACUCAAUGACUUUAGAGAUAAAUUCAAUAUUACAAUCUCAUAAUUCAUUGAUUUCUAACUAUGGGAUUAUUGGGGAGAUCCUAUAAUGAAAGGAAUGGGAAGACUUGAUAUUUAAAAGGUUCUUAAAGAACGUAAGGAUAUGCAUAUAAUAUAAAUCUGGAAUGAUGUUAAAGUGGGUGAGCUAAUGAUUUAACUUAUUUUUGAAGAAGAAAUGUUAUCUCUUUAGUCAUCAUUAAAAGAAAAAUCAUCAUUUGGUCUAUAACCAAGUUUUUUGAGUUAACAAGGAGCUUCCUUUUAUGACAAUUAUCUAACAGAUAAGCCUUUAGUGUAUAUGUCAGCUUCACGUGGUACUCAAUAUAGACCUACUCAGUCCCCUGCAUUAUAGAUAAAAAAAUGAUU
Messenger RNA from Paramecium pentaurelia, 521 nucleotides. NCBI's taxonomy places the organism in Eukaryota, Ciliophora, Oligohymenophorea, Peniculida, Parameciidae. The record is from the annotation of a GenBank genome assembly.